CUCUCUCUCUCUCUCUUUUUGCCAGCUGCUGGAUUUUUUUCCCUGUCAUUCUCUCUCUUCUCACGGAGGCGGGACCUGUGAGCACUCAUCCGGAGGAAGACAUGUGUCUCUGGGGAUGAUGCUGUUGCCGUUGUUGCCACCCACCCUGUCGCCAUGACGAUGCCACUCAGCCCCCUCUCCAGUGACGAAGAGCAGCAGAGGAUGCUGGGAAACAGUCAACACCUAUAUCCAGGGGCAGAGGAGGAAGAGGAAGAGGAAGAAGGAGAGGAAGAGGAGGAGCCAGACGAUGAAUAUCAGGAUGAAGAAGGUGAGGAGGAGGAGAAUGGGGAGCUAGAUGGGGAAGAGGAGGAGGAGGAUGAAGAGAAGAGCCGAGGAGCGAGGCGUAUGAGCGGGGACAGGGGUGAUGGACACAGGCGGAAAGGCACCAUCUCCGGACGACCCACAGGAGACAGACAGAUGCGAUCCACUAACCCAGGCCACACCCCUAACCCUUAUUCAUCCAAUCCUGGACCUGCACACCAAGCAACAACCAAUCAGCAGCAGCAGAAGCGGCUGAGAGAGAGGAGAUCUAGUACGGUCCCCGACGACACACACAUCGCCAUGAUGGUGUUCCGCAUUGGUAUCCCUGACAUCAAGCAGACGAAGUGUCUGCGUUUUAACCCUGAGGCCACGGUGUGGCGGGCCAAGCAGCAGGUUCUGUGUAGUUUGACUGAGUCUCUGCGGGAUGUACUGAACUAUGGCCUCUUCCAACCCGCCACUGAUGGACACGACGCCAAGUUUCUGGAGGAGGAGCGCCCGCUCCGAGACUACCCACAAUCCUUUGAGAAAGGGGUGCCCUACCUAGAGUUUCGCUACAAAACUAGAGUGUACAAGCAGACAAACCUCGAUGAGAAGCAACUUGCCAAGCUGCACACCAAGGCCAGUCUGAGGAAAUUCAUGGACUACAUCCAAGCUGGAGCAGUGGAAAAAGUGGCCAAGUUUUUGGACAAAGGGCUUGACCCCAAUUUUCAUGACCCAGACACAGGAGAGACUCCUCUCACACUGGCGGUGCAGUGUGAGCCGGGGGCGGGGGAGGUGAUCAGGGUGCUGGUGAUGGGAGGAGCUCACAUGGACUUCAGAGCCAAAGACGGACUCACCCCCCUCCACAAGGCUGUUCGAGCUCACGCACACACUGCUCUGCUGACUCUGCUGUCUCUGGGGGCGUCUCCUGACUACAAGGACCGGCGGGGACUGACACCGCUAUACCACACUGUGCUGACAGGGGGCGACACCUCUUGCUGUGAAACACUGCUGUAUCACCGAGCCAAGCUUGGGAUCCGUGACGAGAACGGCUGGGAUGAAACACACCAGGCCUGUCAGAAUGGUAACUCACAACAUCUGGAGCACCUGCUGUUCUACGCUGCUGACUCCUCCUCGCCAAACGCCUCAGGAAACACUGCCCUGCACAUCUGCGCUUUGUACAACAAGGAGAGCUGCGCACGCAUCCUGCUCUACCGAGGAUCCAAUAAGGACAUAAAGAACAACAGUGGGCAGAGCCCUUUCCAGGUGGCUGUCAUGUCUGGUCAUUUUGAGCUCGGCGAGAUCAUUAAAAACCAUCGGGACUCAGACGUAGUGCCAUUUGUGGAAUCACCCAAGUAUGCCCCCCAGAGGCGAGAGAGUGCACGUACACUUGCUCUGCCACAUCCACACCCCUUCCUACGAGCCAACAGUGACAACAGCAUGAACUUGCCUGACUGGAUGGCCUUUCCCAAUGCUGCCGGGUCCAACAUUGUCUCUGUGCAGGGUCUCAAGCACAGUGGCACUCUGCGCAGUUCCAGCAGCCCCCGCGGAGCCCGCACGCGCUCGCCAUCCCGUGGCCGGGCAGGAGAAAGGGAUGAUCGGAGCAGGCAGGCGCGCGGCAGACAGGGACCGGCCUCUAUCAAUGUCCAGGGUGUAUCAGCAGGACAGAGGAGGCGUCUGUACAGUGCUGUUCCAGGCCGAGUGUUUGUGGCCACGCGCUCACAUUCAGCUCAGGGCGAGCGGGAGAUCAGCUUCAACAAAGGAGACAAAGUCAAAGUGCUGAGUGUCGGAGAGGGGGGUUACUGGGAGGGCACUGUGAGAGGACGUACUGGCUGGUUCCCAUCAGACUGUGUGGAGGAAGUAGCGCCUCGAAACCUGGACCACCGCUCAGAGAGCCGUAGCGAGAAAACCAAGAGGCUUUUCCGCCAUUAUACAGUGGGAUCCUACGACACGUUUGAUGCACCCAGUGACUAUAUCAUCAAGGAGAAAACAGUGCUCCUACAGAAGAAAGACAGUGAGGGGUUUGGCUUUGUGCUGAGAGGGGCUAAGGCUCAGACCCCUAUUGAAGAGUUCACACCCACCCCAGCCUUCCCAGCACUGCAGUACCUCGAGUCUGUCGACGAGGGAGGCGUGGCCUGGAGAGCUGGUCUACGAAUGGGUGACUUCCUGAUUGAGGUGAAUGGUCAGAAUGUGGUGAAGGUUGGGCACAGACAGGUGGUCAACAUGAUCCGACAAGGCGGAAACAGCCUUAUGGUCAAGGUUGUCAUGGUCACCCGGAAUCCCGACAUGGAGGAGGGGCCCAGAAGGAAAAUCCCACAGCAGAGUAAGAGGCUAAGCACGCCAGCCAUCGCGCUGCGCUCAAAGUCCAUGACCUCAGAGCUGGAGGAGAUGGUCGACAGAGCUUCGGCACCAUGGAAAAAAAAACCAGAGUUUGAAACCUCACAAGCUACAGAGAAGAAAAGGACAGUCUAUCAAAUGGCACUGAAUAAACUGGAUGAAAUUUUAGCUGCUGCUCAGCAGACCAUCAGCACCAAUGAGACGCCGGUGUCACGAAGUCAAGGAGUAAAGCGUGACAGAGGCAGAGGGUUCUACAAUGAGCCAAAUUUUGACCAAUCAGGAAUGGGGAUGACGUCAUCGGGGGCAGGGCUAGGCUAUGAUCGGGGCCAGUUCGUGUCUGGCCACGCCCCCCAGCACGGUAUGAUGCUACGACAGAAGUCGAUCGGGGUUCCUGAAGAAGAGAAGCAGUUCCUUCAUCCUCCGGCCAUGAAGUUCGCACGAAGCCUUUCGGUCCCCGGCUCAGAUGACAUCCCCCCUCCCCCAACCACGGCGCCCCCUGACCCUCCUUUCUCCUCGGCACCCCCUAUGGGUUGGAGGGGUAAAGCGUCUCAGCAACCCACGGUCUCCGUGUCCCAGUCUACCUCCACCUCCACCCACUAUCAGCUUUACUCUCAGUCGUCUCACGCCACUCACGGACCCAGAGACAGGUCCCCUGGUCCCCCGACGGGCUCUGGAGCUGCCGACCAUGCAAGCAUGUACUCCCAUGCCCAGGCGCACGCCUCCGUCCCCGGCAGGACUGCCUCCAGGAAAGCGGUGGGUUACACAGCAGAGCCCGCAGGGAGCGCGGCCGCGAGGUCGGCCGGGCUGAGGCGGGGCUACAGCGCCGCGGUCCCUCCCACCAGCGUGGCCACGGUGAUGCCGCAGCAGCAGCAGGCGGCUCAGAGCCAGCCGUCAAGGGCGGAGCGGGGCCCGGCAGGGGCGGUGCCUGGGGGACCCAGAGCAGGUGCGCGGAGGGGGAAGGGUCCCCUGGUGAAGCAGUCGAAGGUGGAGGACCUGCGGUCGGGCCAGGGCACGCUGGGAGGAAAGGGGUCGGUGGAGAAGAGCUCCAUCCCCAUCCCCACCAUCAUAGUCAAAGCUCCGUCCACCAGCAGCAGCGGGCGGAGCAGCCAGGGCAGCAGCGUGGAGGCGGAGCCGCCUCCGGGCGAGAGCGACAGCCCUAAGCCCCCGCCUGCCCCCAACGUGCCCCCGCCCGCCCCGCCCUCGGUCCCUGCGCCUCCGCCCCCCUCGCUACCUGCUCUCCGAGCCCAGGAGAGCCUGGACUUCACCAGCCAGUUCGGUGCCGCCAUCGUGGGGGCGGCCCGCAGGGAUCGCGAGCGCUUCCACGAAGCCCGCCGCAAGAGCGCCUCCUUCUUCAUCUCCGCGGAGGAGGAGCUGGCGGCAGGCACGGGGGGAGGAGCCAUGGGAGUGGGGAGGAGCCAAGCCUCCCAGCAGCAGCAGCAGCAGCAGCAGCCUCUGCCCCGCCUCCGGCCCUCCAAGUCCAUCGACGAGGGCAUGUUCUCAGGAGACACCUUCAUCCAACACACGCGCAGCAUGCCGCCGGCAUUCGGCCUGCCCGAGUACUCCACUCCCAUGCCGCAGGGAGACUACCAGCCCAAGUCUGUGCCCGCCGACUUCUACCUGGGCGGUAGCCGGCAGCCGCCGCAGCAAGCGCAGCCUCCGCCCACCACGUUCAUCCACCCGUUGACGGGGAAGGUCCUGGACCCGGCGUCCCCACUGGGCCUGGCGCUGGCGGCCAGGGAGCGCGCCCUGAAGGACGAUGGGCGCGUGCGCAGGGAGAGGGGCGACCACCACUUCGGCCGCCAGCUCUCCAGCGUGGGGGCGUUUCCCUCGUCCGCGGUCCCGCCCACCUCGCUGCUCUCCCAUUCCGUCGCGCAGACCUCCUCCGCCAGCUCUCCGGCUGCACAGGUCUCCGGCUCAUCCUCGUACCUCGUCACCUCCUCGUCGCUGGCCGCCACGACCACGUCCACCCGGCCUCCGUCGCCCAGGAUCCUGCGAGGAACAGGCGGGGGAGGUUGGGCCGAGGAGGCCGGGGAUCGGACGGAGAGGGAGGCCACGGGGGCGGCUCCCUCACGCGAGGGGCUGAGGGUGCGUUUCUCCGAGGACAAGACGGUCCACACGCACCACUACCAGUCUCAGCACUACCAGCCCACGCAGAAGGAGCGGGAGAGGGAGCGGCAGAGGGAACGUUCCAGGGAGCGGGAGCGGGAGAGGGAGCGCUCCCGGGAGAGAGACAGGGAGCGAGAGGCGGAAAGGACUCAGAGCCAGCAGCAACAGCAGCUCCAUGGACCUCCGCCGUCCCAGCAUCCCCGGAGGCCGUCUUUCCUGAGGAUGGAGAGCGAGGCCGGCGCGUACAUCCUGUCCCUGACCCCCCCGUCUCCUCCAGCCUCUGCCGUUCCCACGCACCCAACUUUGGGCGCGGGGCCUGGCGGGGAGGGAGGUAGCGGAAUGGGCCUGAUGGUCUUGCCCCCUCCAGCGCCCUCUGUUGAUGUGGAUGACGAGUUCGUGUUCGCCGAGCCUCUCCCGCCCCCGCUGGAGUUUGCCAAUAGCUUUGACCGUGGUGGGGCUUACUCCGGGGUAAUGGCUAACAACCUGGCUGCCCGACAGCACCAACAUCACCCGCCUCCGCCUCCGCCUCCGCCUCCGCCUCCGCCCCAAAAAGAUGCUUUCAUGACCGGCUUCCCUGCGCACACCCCGCUGCCGUCUCCACAGACUGGGGACUCCACUGCCUCCAGUCUCACUUCCUAUGACAGUGAAGUGGCAAACCUGACCCAGUCUGCUCCAUCACCUUCUCCAUCUUCUCCCAACCCUCCUCCAGCUCAUUCCCCGUCCACCCUGCAGCCCACUGGCCCUCCGCCCCCUCCCUCUGUAUCGCCCCCUCCUCCACCCGCCUCCUACCACAGACCUUUUGGCUUGUCCCAGUCACACCACCUCUACAACAGCGCCCCGGUAAGUGGACGUGCCUCUUCCCCCACCCCUCCUCCCAUCUCCAUCCCAGCUCCGCCUGCUUACCGGGGGUCUUCUAUAGCUAUUACUGCCCCUGCCUCAUCCACCCCUCUGAGGGGCAACUCCACCCUAUCCAUGACCGUAACCUGUGCCGCACCGGCGACGUCUCCCGCAGUGGCGGUCGUCUCCGCUAGCACUGCGGCGGCUGUCACCAUGCACGCUCAGCGCAUGGCGACUGUUUCCACGGUGGCCACGGGAAGUGGCAGUAGGCGGGCCAGCGCGGAGCACCACCCACCGCCCACCUCAGCAGCGGUCAAGACCGGCGAGUCCCAGGACACCGUGGUGGACUCCGGGAUCGAGGAGUUGGACAGUCGUAGUAGCAGUGACCACCAUCUAGACAACAUCCUGGCACUCAGUGGGGGUGGGGUCAGAGAAAGGCUGGAGAGGGUGGGCGUGGGGGGAGUGGCUCUAGACAGGGGGGGCGGAGCAGCAGAGGGCGACAGGACAAGCGGAGCUGACUUCCUAGAGUCCUACAUGAGUUACCUGGAUGGACAGACUUUCGAAAUGCACAACACCAAGGCAGCAAACAGUGCGUCCACCUACCCCAAGACGCAACGCUACCGAGAAGGCAGCCGCGCCGCAGAGCUCCGACGGCAGACCAGCACAGCCCCUCCAGCCUAUCACAGACGCCGGGAGGAGGAGCCUGAGGAAGAGGAGCCAGAGGAAGGAGAGGAAGACAGCAUGGGCACCCGAGACGGCUAUGGGAUUAGGGAGGGACAAGGGUUGGCUCGCUCUGCUGUGAUGUACUUUGACCGGCCUCGAACCCCCGAGAUGAAGCCUCUCUGGGGGGAGGGGUCAGCAGGGGCAGGGCAGACAGUGGGGGAAGCCGGGGCUCAGACAGCGGGGGCGUACCUGGAAGGGCGUAAGCUCCACCCCCCCAUAUCCAGCAUGAAACCCAGUAUCAUCAGUGAGCUGAGCACCAAAUUACAGCAGAGGAACAAAGGAAUGGAGAACUGGGGAACACAGCGCUCACUGAGCAGACACAGGUUCUCGGAGGAUUCAACAGGAGCCCUGAGCCCUCCGUCAGCUCGCUCUCCCUCUCCGUCUCCGCUGUCUCAGCCAGCCCUGUCCCCGUCUCCCACGGCCUCGUCCCAGCCCCCGCUCUACUCCAACUGGGCUCGCUCGCCCUCGGCACAGCCCCCUGCCGCCCGCUCCCACUCGCCCGUCUCGCCUUCCGCGUACGCCCCGUACCCCACCUCGCCCAAGCACCGCCCCACCUACCGAUCCAAGGCCCUGGAGUUUCAGUUCAUCCCAAGCAGAGAGUCCCGCAAGGCGGAGUCUCACCACGCCCAGCGCCGCCGCGCCCCAAGCCCUCUCAUCUCACCCUCCGACCGGCCCAAACUGGGCCCACCCCGCCCGUCUUCCCUUCCAAUCCUCCCAACCACACCCCUCUACAGCAGCCUGUAUGAUCUCCGGGGUUCUGUUACCCCGCCGUCACCUGCCAACCCCCUGGGCGACCCCUACUUCUCCCCCUCCCCUCCACUGUUUGCCCCCUCUGGGGCACCACCACCUCCAAAUUCGUCUUUGGUAGUCUCUCGCUCGCUGUCGCCCACCCAUUUCCUUUCCGGGACUUCGUCCCCACCCCUGCAUUCAGUGCCCCCUCCCACCUGCCUGAGUUACCCCCACCUACCGCCUCCCUCCCCCUCCAAACCCUUCGCCUCCAAGCCUCUCCCAUACUGGACCAAGUACGAUGUUGCCGAUUGGCUGGCCUACCUGAACCUGGGCGAGCACAGGGAGCGUUUCUUAGACAACGAGAUUGACGGCACGCACCUGCCCUCUCUCACCAAGGAGGACUACCUGGACCUGGGUGUCACCCGGGUGGGCCACCGCAUGAAUAUAGAGAGAGCGCUCAGGAGGGUUAUGGACAGGCUGUCCUCUAGUUCUGUCCUCGUUUCGUCUCUCUCCCCUCGGGAUGGACGGACAGAGCCAGUGAGGGAUGAGGGCUCCCGCAGCUGAGAGGCCAGAGCCUUGCUAACUCAUGUCCAGCCCGAGCAGGACAAGGGAACCUUGUCUUCAGCCAGGCCCGCCGGAGAAGGAGGAGCCGUGGAAGCCAGACAGAUGGAGAAAGGGAGAAUGGGGAUUAGCCAAGCCCUGGCUCACUUCUCCACCUGGAUCCAACGCAAACACUCAUCACACACUGACAAAUACACAUGGAACAUACACUCUCACCAUACACUCAUGUAGUUACACUCGUCGAAGAAAGGCCUGAAGUGAUCAGUACAGAAACAGGGAAUCGUAUAAUAUC
Electrophorus electricus (electric eel) is the source of this 7864-nucleotide messenger RNA. It is a transcript of the gene shank1, whose product is annotated as SH3 and multiple ankyrin repeat domains 1. Gene Ontology annotation, cellular component: postsynaptic density; dendritic spine; postsynaptic membrane. The record is from RefSeq and is a predicted model, not a curated record. Lineage: Eukaryota; Metazoa; Chordata; Actinopteri; Gymnotiformes; Gymnotidae. Gene Ontology annotation, molecular function: synaptic receptor adaptor activity; ionotropic glutamate receptor binding.